CAGCAGCUGUCGGUGGUUAAAGAAGAGGUUCCCCCUGAGCAGCAGGAGUGGAGCUCCAGUGUGGACCAGGAGGACCCAGAGCCUCCACACAUUAAAGGGGAACAGGAGGAACUCUGGAUCAGUCAGGAGGGAGAGCAGCUUCAAGGGCUGGAGGAGGAUGAUAUCACCAAGUUCACAUCCACUCCUGUCCCUGUGAAGAGUGAAGAUGAUGAAGAGAAACCUCAGUCCUCACAGCUUCAUCAAAGACACACUGAACAGAUGGAAACAGAAGCAGAGGGAGAGGACUGUGGAGGAGCAGAACCAGCCAGGAACUCAGAUCCAGAUACACAUUUACAACCAGUGACUGAUGACAAGACGAGAGAGUCCUCUGAACCUGAGAGCUCCAGGACUGAUGACAGUGAUGAUUGGAAAGAGACCAGUGAACCUCAGUCAGGUUUAGAUUCUCUGAAAAAUGAUCAAGUCCCUGUCAGCGAUUGGAUGGUUAGUAAAAAACCAUUUAGCUGCUCUGAAUAUCAUACAGGAGAGAAACCAUUUUGCUGCUCUGAGUGUGGGAAACGAUUUGGCCUCAAUGAAAAUCUGAAUGUCCACAUGAGAGUUCAUUCAGGAGAAAAACCAUUUAGCUGCCCUGAGUGUGAGAAAAGAUUUGGUCAACGUGGAGACCUUAGGGCACAUAUGAGAAUACAUACAGGAGAGAAACCAUUUAUCUGCUCUGAGUGUGGGAAAGGAUUCCGUCGAAGUGAACAUCUGAAGACACACAUCAGAUCUCAUACAGACGUCCAGCAGCUGUCAGUGGUUAAAGAAGAGGUUCCCCCUGAGCAGCAGGAGUGGAGCUCCAGUGUGGACCAGGAGGACCCAGAGCCUCCACAUAUUAAAGGGGAACAGGAGAAACUCUGGAUCAGUCAGGAGGGAGAGCAGCUUCAAGAGCUGGAGGAGGAUGAUAUCACCAAGUUCACAUCCACUCCUGUCCCUGUGAAGAGUGAAGAUGAUGAAGAGAAACCUCAGUCCUCACAGCUUCAUCAAAGACGCACUGAACAGAUGGAAACAGAAGCGGAGGGAGAGGACUGUGGAGGACCAGAACCAGAACCAGCCAGGAACUCAGAUCCAGAAACUCAUUUACAACCAGUGACUGAUGACAGUGAUGAUUGGACGGAGACCAGAGAACCUCAGUCAGGUUUAAAUUCUCUGAAAAAUGAUCAAGUCCCUGUCAGUGACAUGAGAUCUCAUACAGGUGAGAAACCAUUUAGCUGCUCUGAGUGUGGGAAAAGAUUUGGUCAAAAUGUAAAUCUGAAGAAACACAUCAGAUCUCAUACAGGAGAGAAACCAUUUAGCUGCUCUGAGUGUGGGAAAAGAUUUGGUCACAGUGAAACUCUGAAGACACACAUGAGAUCUCAUACAGGAGAGAAACCAUUUAGCUGCUCUGAGUGUGGGAAAAAAUUUGGUAAGAGUGGGGAUCUGAAGAUACACAUGAGAUCUCAUACAGGUGAAAAACCAUUUAGCUGCUCUGAGUGUGGGAAAAGAUUUGGUGUAAGGGGAAGUUUGAAGAAACACAUGAAAUAUCAUACAGAAGAGAAACCAUUUAGCUGCUCUGAGUGUGGCAAAAGAUUUGAUCAAAGUGGAGAUUUGAAGAGACACAUGAGAUGUCAUACAGGAGAAAAACCAUUUUGCUGCUCUGAGUGUGGGAAAGGAUUUCGUCAAAACGCACAUCUAAAGAAACACAUUAGAUCUCACUCAGGAGACAAACCAUUUAACUGCUCUGAGACUGGGUAAAGAUAUGAUCACAGUGGAGAUCUGAAGAGACACAUGAGAUCUCAUACUGGAGAGACUCCAUUGAGCUGCUCAAUUUGUGGAAAAUCAUUUACAAAAACUGAAAAUUUACAUUUAUAUAUGAGAAUUCAUGAUGGAGAAAAGUGAUUCAGCUGUUCAGUUUGAAAAAAAAUAUUUUAUUUGGAUUAAGAUUUCAAAAACACCCAUGAGAACUCAAACAGGACAAAGUCUUUUUAGCUUCAGUGUUCGUAUGAAUUUUUUUUACACAGACUGGAUAAACAGGAGAGACACACUGUAGCUGCAGUGUUUCUCACUUAAGAUUCACUUUGCCUAAACCUUUUUUAACCUGAGACUCAGGACAAGGCUGGCAGACUGUUACUGCCCCAUUAUUAAUGUACUUAUGUAUGUAUGUAAUGUAUGUAAUGUAUAUAUUUACUUACUUACUUACUUACUUACCAAGAUGAGUCUUGUAGAGCCAGGGGGAGUAUUUCCCCUCUGACAGCCAAGCUGAGUCAAAACCUGUUAUCCGGUGGUGACUGGACUUUUGCUGCUUUUCAGGGGCAGGGCAUGCAGCACAUUGGCUCUUUUCUGUACUUGGGGAACUCUCUCCCUUCUUUCCUUCUCUUAUCUUUUGUGCAUCAGCUCUGUGAACAACAACACAAACUAACUGUCCAGUUGAAGGGCAGCUGAAGACCAGCGACUCAUUGUGUUCGGUGAGUUAAAAUUACUGAUUCUGUCAGUGGAGUCUGGUUGCUUUUAGGAGAGCAUCAUGUAACUGCAUCAGUUUUCAGUUGUAAAGGGCUGUCUCACGGCAUGGUUAGGUGUUGAAAAUACUUUUAAUGUAGUGUCCACUUAAACUGAUGUGGAUUUUUUCAGGUGAUCCUUUUUUUAUGUGGCUUGACUAGGUUUUGCUGCUGCCCCCGUCCACAGUCACAGAAACAGUUAUUUUUUUCCUCAUAGCUCCCAUGCCAUUGUUGGUCUCUUUUGUGUCCAUCUGUAUCAUUCUGUGUUCGCUCUUGAAAUUCAGAGGUUUUACAUGUGUACAAAGGCAGUGCAUGUGGAACUCUUUGUGAAUUGUUUUUUUUUCCCCCUCAGUAGCAGUAGUAUGAGUCUUGGGGUGGAUAAUUGAUCAGCUGCUCCGACCAGAAUUGAUCUGAUCAGUGUAUGAGAGGAGCAGCUGCUGCAGAGGCGAGUGAAAGCAAGGGAAGUAAUAAAGCAACUCAGGACAUAAAAUAAGCACAGCAGAAACAUCAGAUAGGACAAAUCACCGAGUUGAACCAUAUAUCUUUAAACGUUUCAGUUACAGCUGAAAAUAACGACAGAAAUAAACAGGUUUGCUGAAUUUACAUAUCUCUGCAAUUCAAACAGUUUGCAGUUUCUACCUGGAAGGUUUAGAUCAAGGUUACGGUGAUUCAGUCUGCGAAGAUGUCAUCAAUAUUCAUGUGAGCAUACGAUGUCAUCUUGUGACUUUUUGGAACUAGUACUAGCUACUUUCAUUGGAAGUACAAGAAAACAAUACUACUGAAUGGAGCAACACUCAGCUCUGAAAAAAGUUAUACUGAUGGAUUGUGUGUUAAAGGUUUGUUUUUAUUUCCUGAAUGUUACACUUAUGGACUAUCUGUGUAAACUUCCCAUCAAGAUGUUUAAGGUUGGAUGUAACCAUUCUGAUGUUAUACUUAUGGAUUCCCUGUGUAAACUGUCUACUAAUAUUUAGUGAUCUGAAUUUUGUGUACUUGUAUACAUGGUCUGUGUGGAUUUUAUAUUCUCUUUUUCCAUCCUUGUAAUAUUUUACUGAGUUAACUCAUGGAUUAGGGUAUACACUGGAAAGUGCCUUGAUUAAGCCCCUCUGGUUUUUUUUGCAUCUCCCCAUCAUGUUUCUGUUGCUCAUGUAUGACUUUUUUGCAUAUGUGAAAACAAAUAAACUAAAC
Epinephelus lanceolatus (giant grouper) is the source of this 3692-nucleotide messenger RNA. Lineage: Eukaryota; Metazoa; Chordata; Actinopteri; Perciformes; Serranidae. The record is from RefSeq and is a predicted model, not a curated record.